Mytilus californianus (California mussel) is the source of this 4965-nucleotide messenger RNA. Its product is annotated as structural maintenance of chromosomes protein 6-like. Gene Ontology annotation, biological process: double-strand break repair via homologous recombination. Bases 24 to 3545 code for a protein of 1173 amino acids. Gene Ontology annotation, molecular function: damaged DNA binding; single-stranded DNA binding; ATP hydrolysis activity. Gene Ontology annotation, cellular component: site of double-strand break; nucleus; Smc5-Smc6 complex. Lineage: Eukaryota; Metazoa; Mollusca; Bivalvia; Mytilida; Mytilidae. The transcript has 27 exons. The record is from RefSeq and is a predicted model, not a curated record.
GCUAUUUUUAGAAGUCAACAGAGAUGGCUGAUGAUGAAGUGUAUGACAAUAUAGAAUUAAAUGAUAGGAAAUCAAAAGGGAAGGCUAGUAAAAGAAAAAAUAAUGAAGACUGUGGCCCAAGUAAAAAAAGAACCAAAGACAGAAAGACGGAGGAUAAUAGUGAUGAUGAUGACUUUAAUCUAACUCAACAAGCAGAUUUUGAUGUUCAGACAAGAGAAGCUGACAUAGGAAUUAUAGAACGGAUCUCUAUGAAAAAUUUUAUGUGCCAUAGCAGACUUGAUGUUCGGUUAGGACCUCAUGUAAACUUUGUAGUAGGCAGAAAUGGAAGUGGCAAAAGUGCAAUAGUAACAGCUUUAGUGGUAGGAUUGGGUGGAAAAGCUUCAGUAACCAGUAGAGGAACAACAAUCAAAAGUUUCAUCAAAAAUGGAAAACAAACUGCUGAAUUAGAGAUUCAUCUACGCAACAGGGGAGCCGAUGCAUAUAAGCCUACUGAAUAUGGCAAUACAAUUAUUGUUGAGAGAAAAUUUACAAAAGAUGGAGGAAGUGGUUAUAAAAUUAAGUCCAAAGAUGGUAAAAUUAUAUCAUCCAAAAGAGAAGAUUUGAAUUGUAUAUUGGACCAAUUUAACAUACAAGUAGAUAAUCCGGUGUCCAUUUUAAAUCAGGAUACAAGUCGUCACUUCCUCAAUUCAAAGAGUCCUCAUGAUAAGUAUAAGUUUUUCCUAAAGGCCACACAGCUAGAACAAAUGAAGGCUGAUUAUCAGACAGCUGACCAACAUCGAGAGGUCACUAAAGAGGUCAUUGAAAAAAAGGAACAGAUGCUUCCUAAAUUAGAGAAAGAAGUUUUAGAAUGGGAGCAGAAGUUCAAGUCUCUGACCGCAAUAGAUGAUUUAAAGAGGAAAAUUGAUAGAUUGAAAGAAGAUAUGGCUUGGGCUUUUGUUAUUGAAAAAGAGAAGGGAUUGCAACCUUUGGUUAGAGAGCAUGAUUCAGAAAAAGCUAGAAUGCCCAGAUUUGAACAGAAAGUUGAGGAAGCAAAGGAAAAUGUGAACAAAUAUGUUAACCAACAGAAGUGCAUUCAGGAGCAGUUAAAGGCAGCUAGUGAAGAUGUUUCACUGCUCCGACCCAAAUAUGAAGAAUUAAAAGAAGUUCUUGGGCAAAAGAAAAAGUUUGCACGAAAUUCUUUGGAUGAUUUUAAAAGAGUAGAAAAUACAUUGAAGAAGAAUUUGAGGGAAAAAUGUGCUUUGGAGGCUAGGAUCAAAGAAUUACAGAAAAGUGCCCAGCAUGAUUAUGAAGCUGAGAGGAGAGGUAGAGAAGAAAAAAUUGAAAAGCUAAUGGAACAAAUCAAAGGAUUGCAAGCUCAACAGCACACAACAGAACAUCAGAAUGAACAAUUCAGAAGUGCUGUCACUAAGUACAAAGCUGAUAUGUAUGAAAUCAACCAAGAAUUUCAAGCUUUGAAAUCCAAUGAAGCUAGAAAAUCCAAGACCUUACAAAGUUUACAUGCUGCAAAAAAUGAUAAAUACAAAAGAUUUGGUGCCUAUGUACCAGCAGUACUGAAGAGUAUAGACGAACAUUGUAGAAAGGGAGCAUUUCAUCAGCGACCUAGAGGACCAAUAGGAGCUUGCUUUCACCUUAAAGAUCAGAAGUGGGCAUUACCUGUUGAACGUUGCCUUGGCAAUUUAAUAAGUUCAUUUUGUUGCAAUGAUCACCACGAUCAGAAACUUUUAGAUAGUAUUUUGGACCGACAUUGUGGCGACAGAUCUCGUCCUUCUAUUAUAACUAGCAAAUUUAAGGAUAAAGUGUAUGAUACAUCAAGACUGAGAGUACAGAGCGAUGAAUUCCCUGCUGUGAUAGAUGUUUUAGACGUAGAAGAUCCAGUUAUUGCUAAUUGUCUUAUAGAUCAGAGAAGCAUAGAGCUUAUUUUGUUGAUUGCUGAUAGAAAAAGAGCCACUCAAGUUAUGGACCCUGAAUUAAGACCAGGUCCUCCCAAAAAUUGUAGAGAGGCGUUUACUCUGAGUGGUGAUCAGUUAUACUGCUUUCCAUCACUUCGUCAUUACUCUUGUAACUACGACAGAGCUAAAUUUCUGACAGCCAAUGUUGAGGAAGAUAUUCAGAAAAUGGAGGAAGAAUUAAAUGGGAUAAGAUCUGAUUUAGAAAAGAAUAGACAAAAACAAAGAAAUCUGAAUAUAGAAAUAAGUAAAAAUGAGAAUGAAGGCAAGAAAACAGAUACUCAGUUGAUGAAAAUUCAUCAGAAAAUAAGGAAGUUCAAUACAGACGUUGAUGAUUUAAAGAGUAUAGAAGAUCCAGCACCAGUUGAUGUCACCACAUUGGAAGAGGAAGUAGAAAAUUUAAAAGAAUCAAUUCAAGCACAUGAAGAUCAAAAAUCAGAAAAACAGGGAAUAUAUGACGAUGCACAAAUAGAUGUAGAAGAGGCGGAUGCAAAUUUCAAAGUUAUUGAGAAAGAAAUGAGAAGUAAAGCUGAAGGAGGUGAACCCCUAAGAGACGAUCUAGGAAAAGUACAGGCAGAAAUAGAACAGGCAAAAAGUCAUAAAAAACAUUAUGAAAUGAAAUACAAGGAGCAAGAAAAGAAGAUUGCUGAUUUGAAGAAGAAAAUAGAUACAUAUAAGGCAGAAAUACAGACUGACAUAGAGAAAGCAUGUAUUGUUUGUCCAGAGAGAAGGAACACUCGUAGAAGUGUAACCAAUUUAGAAAGUGAAAUUAAUCAGAUUAAUAAAAGAAUUAAGACAGAAGAGAAAAGCCGUGGCAACCCUGAAGAAAUAACUAGGAGGUACAACGAAACUAAGGAGUCCUACCAAAAAAUACGCAGAGAAGUGAGACAAUGCAGAACAUUUAUUGAGUUUCUUCAUGAAAGUCUAGAAAUGAGAAAAAUCCGAUACAGCUUCAUUAGACAUUCACGAUGUUGGAGGUCAAAAAUGACAUUUAUUCAAGUUUUGGCCUCCCGGAAUUACACAGGGAGAAUGAUUGUAAAUCAUGCAACUUUAGAGAUACAGUUAAAUAGAUUAGAAAAAGUCAUGAUACAAAGACAACAACAGUAUUAUGAAUUUCGUCGCUUCAUCGCCAUGAGAGCAAAAUACUUCUUUAUAGUUCUACUCAGUAAUAGACAAUAUACUGGGAAAAUGAUGUUUAGCCAUCCCAAGGAAACCCUUGAAAUGUCUGUUCAACCUCCAACUGCUGAAGGUGAAAUAAACAGAGAUAUGAGGUCAUUGUCAGGUGGAGAAAGGUCAUUUGCCACCGUGUGCUUCAUUUUAGCACUAUGGGAUGCUAUGGAGUCGCCCUUUAGAUGUCUGGAUGAAUUUGAUGUGUUUAUGGACAUGAUCAAUCGUAGGAUAUCUAUGGAUAUGAUGAUGCAUGUGGCUCAGUCCCAGAAGCAUAAACAGUUCAUUUUCCUGACACCACAAAACAUGAGUCAACUUGGGAUUUCUAUUCCUGACCUACACAUCUUUCGAAUGCCAGAUCCAGACCGAGGACAGGGAACAUUGCCAUUUGAAACUGUUAACAGACAGCAAGAGGAUGAAGAUGAGGAUUAAUAUCUCUACGAAAAUAUCAUACUGCCGUCCACAAUUGUAUUAUUGGUUUUCCAGAACCAUACUAUAUUUAAUAUUUUGUGGAACCUAUUAUUCCUUGAGAAAAACUUUCAUUUUUAUGUCUCAUUUGAAUUCUCUCCUUUUUAGUAAAUCGUUUGAAAUUUUGAGUAUAACAUUGAAAAGAAAACUUUUAGUCUUGUUGUUUUACUCCUGCAGUCAGAUUGUUUUUAAAUUCUGAAUUAAUAUACAGAUUUGUAUGACAGUGAUGGGAACCAACAAUAAACGCUAAAUUUUAUUGAACAUGAUGUGCAGUGCCGAUGGUGAUCUCGAUCACACUGGAAAAUUGUCAUUUGAAUUGGAAGAGAUUGGAUAAAAGCAGCUGCUAUAAGAUAUUAAUAUGGAAAAAGUUUUUCAAUAAAACUACCCUCUACUCAAUAUAAACGUUUCAUCAACCAUAUCAUUUUAUUUUAAUUGAGUGAUAUAAUAGAGAAGUAUGUCAUCUGUUACCAACUUAUUUUGUUCAUUGAAACACAUCAGUCUGAUACAUGUAUUUAAACUUGAUUUUGAAAUCAAUUGUUUCUUAAGCAUUAAUCCAUGAUCCAUGAACUAUGUAAAGGCUAACGGAGUAAAAAUAUGAAGUUGUAUCAGUUUGUAGUAUAUAUCAUAAUCAAGUUAUAAUGCCAUCUUGAUGGUAGGGUUGUUAUACGACCGCAAAAAAAUUUUGCGAUAGUAUAUUGGUAUGAUGUCGGCGGCGUCGUCGUCGUCAGGCCGAAGACACAUUGGUUUUCGCACUCUAACUUUAGUUUAAGUGAAUGGAUCUCUAUGAAAUUUUACCAUAAGGUUCAAUACCACAAAAGGAAGGUUGGGAUUGAUUUUGGGGGUUAUGGUACCAACAGUUAAGGAAUAAGGGGCCAAAAAUAAGCAUUUUUGUUACUUCCAGACAUAACUUGUGUGUUAGUGUAUGGAUCUCUCUGACAUUGUACCACAAGGUUCCAUAUCACAAAGGGAAUGCUGGGAUUGAUUUUGGAGGUAAUUGCCUCAAAAUUUUAGGAAUAAGGGGGCCAAAAAAGGGGCAAAAAACAAGCAUUUUUAUAUGGACAAAUACUUUAGUACAAAACAUAAUUUAAAGCAGUGUAAGGGAGAUAAAUCAAAUACAUAAUUUGAAUUACCUCCCUUACACUGCUUUUAAAUUAUGUUUAAAGAAAUGCAUAUUUAUUAAGAAAGACCAGUAAAAAUAUCUGCAAAUGUUGCAUCUUUUUUUUUACAAAAAAAUCCAUAUGAAAGAUUUGACACCAUAUUUUAAAUUCUAUUAUAAAAUAGAUUAAGUUAGCACUAUGGUAAAUUUAAAUGGGUAAUUAUGGUUGCAAAUUCCAUUGGAAAUUUGAAUUGAGAUUAUGACCAUAUCUUGAGGGAAAGAAUUUUU